UCUCAGAAGCUCCCCUGCGGCCAAGCCCCUGCAAAGGAACCUACCGCGGUAGUCGCUUUCUUCGUUUUGGUUGGCUACUUUUCUCUUCCGACUGACUGUUACUCUCACUAUCCUAUCGUCGCCUAUCGUCGAACAACAGCACCAUGCCUCUGAACAUCGCUCGAGGUGGAGGCGGUGCCCUUCGCGGCCUCUACCUCAAUGCCGUCUCUCGUCCCUUCCGUGUGGCCAUCUCCCAGCCUCAUGUUCGCCGCGUGUGCCUUGCGACGCAUCGUGGUCCCUUGAAGCCUAUCGCCAGAUCUGUUCCUUCGGGUAUCCUCUCGCGCCAGCUGGUCAACACAUACGCGACCGCCAGUGAAGCUACGACCAAAAAGAAGGCGACAAAGACAACGAAGACAACGGAGGCGAAGAAAGCUACCAAAGCCACUUCAGAGAAGAAGAAGAAGACUACGCCAAAGAAGAGCCCUGGUAGGCCAAAGGUCGUGUUGACAGAAAAGCAAAUGGAAGCAAAGAAGCUCCGGGAGCUCAAAAAACAGAUCAGGGAGCUCAAGGAAAUUGCGCUGGACCCGCCCAAGAACACCAAGCCGUCCUACUGGAACGUCGCGGUAGUCGACAUGUUACCCGAAGCCUCGAAGACGCAAAAAGGUCAAGAUAACAUAUUCACGGAGGCUGUCGAGCUUGCGAAGAAAAUAAGCCCGGCAGACAAAGAGCGCUAUGCGGCUAUCGCCCAAUCCAAGCGGGAGGAAGCCCAGGCCAAUUACGAGAAAUGGGUUAGGUCGUACACUCCCGCGCAAAUUCGGGAAGCCAACAAUGCCCGGCGCAGACUUACCAAGCUGAAGGGUCGCCGUUAUGCACUUAUCGAAGAUGAUCGCUUGGUCAAGCCACCCCGUACUUCUUUCGCCUGCUACGUGAAGGAAAGAACCCAGUCGGGCGACUUUAAGCACAUGGGAGGCCCCGAAUUACUCCGUCAACUCGUGGUCGAAUGGAAGGAGUUGAGCGAUUCCGAGAAAGAGAGAUAUGUCAAGCUCCGGGAGGCUGAACAGGAACGCUAUGUUCGCGAAUGCAAGGAAGCCUAUGGUGAGGUCAGCACCAAAUGAAUGGAUGGAGACAAUGAUAUGCGCGCUUAGUGAUGCAAUGCUUCUCGGUCAUACUCAUGGUAGGGAAGAAAUUUGGGAAAGUGGGCCGUAUCGCGUGUCAUACCGCGACCUUGUGUUCCUGUUUUUAAUGUGCCUUUGUCUGUUCCUGCGCUGUCUUAGUCUACGAAUUGUACUUUCUAGCCAUAUUGCCUGAAAACGAAUUUAAUCGGUUAACUUGCUCACCCAUGUCGUAAUCUCUCGGUGUAGAAUGCGGCGUCUCUUCCAUAGAUGGAGUAUUGGAAAUAGCACGUUGCCUGGGCGCUCAGACAGGCCAUAAGCUAGCAGGAGCAUGUAGCACAAGGCAACGAGGGGCGCAACCUGUAUCUGUGGGUCGAGUAACGAUAGCCAACGAGUUCCUUAAUGUGCUCGGCUCAACCAGGGCGAUGUAAAUGUACUUGCAUAACGAGUGGUCCGUCAUGUCGAAUUUCCCCUUUUGGCUCUAGAGUUUAGGCACUUCGACUUUUUGACAUAUCAAACAGCCUGACUACCAACGCGAGGUCAUAGCUUCGUCUUCACACCGAUCUGUCUCAAAACACCAAGAAAGACGGUGAUCAAAUGAGCAGACACCGUCUGACCAACCCAAACCAAGAACUCCAUGUCGUGUCACCGAGUCUGCGACCCAUGAUGCAAGCAAGUGACGGGGUCAAUGUCUGUCGUUUCACUUGCACUGCUCCUCCCGAGAAAUAAU
Molecule: messenger RNA, 1821 nt
Organism: Aspergillus melleus
Lineage: Eukaryota; Fungi; Ascomycota; Eurotiomycetes; Eurotiales; Aspergillaceae
Product: HMG-box domain-containing protein
Exons: 3
Coding region: 144-1094 (316 amino acids)
Source: RefSeq, a predicted model, not a curated record